Molecule: messenger RNA, 2262 nt
Organism: Pyrus x bretschneideri (Chinese white pear)
Lineage: Eukaryota; Viridiplantae; Streptophyta; Magnoliopsida; Rosales; Rosaceae
Exons: 2
Coding region: 1-2262 (753 amino acids)
Molecular function (GO): nucleic acid binding; zinc ion binding
Source: RefSeq, a predicted model, not a curated record
AUGGGUUCAGUUUCUCAUCCGCCACAUUUUGAUGGCAACAACUACGCUGCAUGGAAGGCAAAGAUGAAAUCAUUUCUCUGGGCACUUGACGAUAGAGUGUGGCUUGCAGUUGAAGAAGUCUGGGAACCUCCAACAGUUGAAGAAACCAAAGGCGGAGGACAGUUUUCUGUUACUAUUUCUAUGCUUAAGCUAGAAAGUAAAUGCUCAACGGCGAAAGAAGCUUGGGAUAUUCUUGAAGUUACUCAUGAAGGUAACUCCACUGUCAAAGAAUCGAAGCUUCAAAAUCUCAUCACACAAUUUGAAAAUAUCAAAAUGCUAGAUGAUGAGAGUUUUUCUAACUUUUAUGCUAAACUUAGUGUAAUUGUCAAUGGUUGUCAUAAUCUUGGUGACAGCAUUCCAGAACAUAGAGUUAAGAAAAUUCUAAGGUCUAUUCCUUUUAGGUUUCAUGCGAAAAGGACAGCUAUAGAAGAAUCGAAAGAUUUAAACACUUACAAGUUGGAACAAUUGAUUGGGUCAUUACAAACAUAUGAAUCUAACUUUAUCGAAGUCAAGAAAGGGAAAAAUGUAGCCUUCAAAGUCAAUAAUGAAAAAGUGAAUGAGGAUUCAUUUGAAAACCUAACUCAAGAUGAAUUUGCUCUUCUCACCAAACAAGCUAGGAAAUUUUUGAAACUCAGAAGUUCCAGGGGAUGUGAAAAUCGAAACAACUUUGAUUCAAACUCCAAAGUUCCUCGUUCUCGAGAUGUCUCUCAUGGAAAUUCUUCUAAGUUUGUCAAACUUGGUGAAAAGAAAAGUUCAAAUGACAAAGACAAGUGUUUUGAAUGUCAAGGGUAUGGACAUCAUGCUCAUGAAUGUGCCAAUACUCUUAAAAAGCUGAAGGAUGAAAAGAACAAGACGUUAACCUCCACUUGGAGUGACAGUCAUUCAGAGAAGGACACAGCAUCUAAAGAUGAUGAUGAAGUGGUUGCGUUUAUUGGAAUCUUUGAUGGAUAUGAGACUGAUGACUCGGUAGUUGAAGAACCUGAUUUCGUAGAAGUCUUACGAAAGUAUACUGCACUUUAUGAUAUCACCAUGAAAGUGAAGAAAGAAAAUGAUGAACUGAAAAAUAAACUUGUGCAGCUUGAAAGCGAGAAGAAGGAAGUAGAGAUUGAGCAUCAAUCUCAAAUGGAACAUGCAGAGAAGCUACGAGAGUCAAUGUUGGAAAAACUACAUAUGCUAGCAUUAGACAACGAAAUCCUUGAAAAUGAAUUAAGAGGCAUGAAAAAAAAAAAGUUUAAAGAGUUUAGUAUUGGAUCAAGAAAAAUUGACAAAAUGUUAAGCUAUGGAAAAAAUUCAGGUGUUAGAAGUGGUUUAGGUUUUGAUUUUAAUGUAACUGGAAGUUCUUCCUCUUCUGUUACUAGAUUUGUCAAGGCUUUACAAGAACCAAGCAAGAAAGAAAGUAGUGAUGAACCCUUUGGAAAUUCGUGUACCACUACAAAUAAGCCAAAUUAUGUGAGCACUUUUGUUGAUCAAAGAAAUUUCAUUAGGUCAAAAACCUUCAUUCCUACUUGCCACUUCUGUGGAAAAAUAGGACAUAUCAGACCUAGAUGUAACAAACUUCGAAAGGAAGAUCAAACUAAGCACACCACCCAUUGGAUGUCUAGAAAAUCAAAUCUCAAAAUGAGAUUUGUUGCUCAUUCAAGGCGAAUGAAUAGAAUUUCAAAAAUAAUGCUCAAUUCCAUCACUCCAAACUUAAAACAAGUAUGGAGAAGAAAGGAGACUCAAGUUUUCUUAUUGGAUAAGAUGUCACCAUCAUCUGAUGAAGACAAUCUUACAUGUUUGGUGGCUUUUACUGCCCUCUCAACUUGUCAGUCUGAUACUUGGUAUCUCAACAGUGGCUGCUCGAGGCAUAUGACUGGAGACAAAAGAUGGUUCACAACCUUCACCGAGGAUUGUAAAAAUGGAGCAGUCACUUUCGGAGAUGGAAAAAGAGCAAGGAUUGUUAGAAAAGGAGAAAUCAAAACUCUAGGAAUUCCAUGCUUAAAAGAUGUCAUGUUAGUUGAUGGACUUAAAGCUAACUUAAUUAGCAUCAGUCAAAUUUGUGAUGAUGAUGAUGCUGAAGUAUUGUUCAAUAAGUUGAAAUGUUGUGUGAAAGUUGCUAGUGGGAUAGACAUUUUUGAAGGAAAAAGGUCUAAAGACAAUUGUUAUUGUGUGAAUGCAAAUGAAUCACAUGUGCCAAGUAUAUGCAACAAAGCAACUGAUGAUGUUUUGGAUUUAUGGCAUUAA